GCCGGAGGAGGCCAGGGUGGGCAGGGUGGUUGUGUCGCCCCGUGGAUCUAGGUGGCGCGGCAGGAGAGAAGCCGGACAGGAUCAGCUGUUUUGACUCUCCUGUUGGCUGGCUAUUUAGCACAACAGUAUUUGCCAUUGCCUACUCCAAAAGUGAUUGGCAUUGACCUGGGUACCACCUAUUGUUCCGUUGGGGUGUUUUUUCCUGGCACAGGAAAAGUAAAGGUGAUUCCAGAUGAAAAUGGGCAUAUCAGCAUACCCAGUAUGGUAUCCUUUACUGACAAUGAUGUAUAUGUAGGAUAUGAAAGCUUAGAGCUGGCAGAUUCCAACCCUCAAAAUACAAUAUAUGAUGCCAAAAGAUUCAUAGGUAAGAUUUUCACUCCAGAAGAGCUGGAGGCUGAAAUUGGCAGAUACCCAUUUAAGGUUUUACACAAAAAUGGAAUGGCUGAAUUUUCUGUGACAAGUAAUGAAACCAUCACGGUUUCCCCAGAGUAUGUUGGCUCUCGACUACUGUUGAAAUUAAAGGAAAUGGCAGAGGAAUAUCUGGGAAUGCCAGUUGCCAAUGCUGUCAUUUCUGUACCAGCAGAAUUUGACCUAAAACAGAGAAAUUCAACAGUUGAAGCUGCCAAUCUUGCAGGACUGAAGAUCUUGAGGGUAAUAAAUGAACCAACAGCAGCAGCCAUGGCAUAUGGUCUCCACAAGGCUGACGUCUUCCAUGUCUUGGUUAUAGACUUGGGCGGAGGAACUCUGGACGUGUCAUUACUGAAUAAACAAGGGGGCAUGUUUCUAACCCGUGCUAUGUCUGGAAACAAUAAACUUGGGGGACAGGACUUCAAUCAGAGGCUGCUGCAGUACUUAUACAGACAGAUCUACCAAACACACGGCUUCUUCCCCUUUAGGAAAGAAGAAGUCCACAGGUUGAGACAAGCUGUGGAAAUGGUCAAAUUAAAUCUGACUCUUCAUCAGUCUGCCCAGAUAUCAGUGCUAUUAACAGUAGAGGAAAAGGACAGGAAGGACCCUCAGACUGGAGACCCUGAACUGCCAAAGGACCUGCAUAUGCCAGCCGAUGGUCACCAUGAGAACAGGGUGCUCAGACCUGGCCUUUCUGAAAAGAAAAGUGGAAAAAAUCAGAUUUUAUUUGAAAUGGAAAUACCACGGAAGCUCUUUGAUGCCCUUAAUGAAGAUCUCUUUCAGAAAAUCCUUGUGCCCAUUCAGCAAGUAUUAAAAGAAGGCCACCUAGACAAGACAGAGAUUGAUGAGGUGGUUUUGGUCGGGGGUUCUACUCGUAUUCCUCGAAUCCGCCAGGUCAUACAAGAGUUCUUUGGAAAGGAUCCCAACACAUCUGUAGACCCUGACCUGGCUGUGGUGACAGGAGUGGCUAUCCAAGCAGGGAUCGAUGGAGGCUCUUGGCCUCUUCAAGUCAGUGCUUUAGAAAUUCCCAAUAAGCAUUUACAAAAAACCAACUUCAACUAAAUUCUGAAGUCAUGAUGAUAAUUUGUUUAGAAUUUUGAUCUUGUCUGAUGAUCUUUUCUCUGUUGUCAGAUCACCUCUGCCAAAAAAGAAAGUUUCUACCUUAAGUGUCUCACAAAUUGAAGUAAAAGGCAAAAUUUCCAUAGAGGAAAUUUUUCAUAGUGUUUUGAUUUACAAUUGGCUGUGAUCAGAUAGAUCCUGUUUGAUUUUGGAGAAAUUUCAUUCCAACAAGUACUUCUAAAAUGACAGAAUUGAAGUAAAACUGACCUGAGGAGCAUAAGUGGCUGUAUUUUCUAGAUUCUGGAAGUAGGUAACCAUAUGCACUUAGCAUUAUGUUCUCUAAACAUUAGAUAGUGCCAAUUAUAAGAUUCCCAGUUCUUACUGAAUUAUAUUAGUAGGAGCUGGUAAUUUCUUUACUUGGUUAUCACAUGUUAUUAUUAAUUUGAUGUAUACUUGAAGGACAGUGUUGAUG
Messenger RNA from Castor canadensis (American beaver), 1939 nucleotides. Lineage: Eukaryota; Metazoa; Chordata; Mammalia; Rodentia; Castoridae. The record is from RefSeq and is a predicted model, not a curated record.